Megalobrama amblycephala (Wuchang bream) is the source of this 1879-nucleotide messenger RNA. RefSeq names its product scavenger receptor cysteine-rich type 1 protein M130-like. The record is from RefSeq and is a predicted model, not a curated record. The transcript has 6 exons. Gene Ontology annotation, cellular component: membrane. Bases 728 to 1879 code for a protein of 383 amino acids. Lineage: Eukaryota; Metazoa; Chordata; Actinopteri; Cypriniformes; Xenocyprididae.
GUCAGGCUGGUUGGAGAUUCUCACUGCUCUGGGAGGUUAGAGAUACUUGAUAACCAGUCGUGGGUUUCAGUGUGUGCUGCUGCCUUUGACCAGCAGGAUGCAGAGGUUGUGUGUAGAGAGCUGGACUGUGGGGCUCCUGUACAGGUGCUGAGAAAAGAUGCUUUUGAAAAAGGAGAUGCUCAGAUGUGGACACAAGAGAUUAAUUGCAGAGGAAAUGAGUCUCAGAUUCACCUCUGUCCAACAUCACCAUUAGAAGAAAACAACUGUUCUCAAGACAACAAUGUAGAACUGGUGUGUGCUGAUGUAAUGAAUGUGAGGUUGGUUGGUGGUAACAGUCCUUGUGCUGGUAGAGUGGAGGUUCUUCAUAGAGGUCAGUGGGGAACAGUGUGUGAUGAUGACUGAGAUAUGACAAAUGCUGCAGUGGUGUGUAGAGAGCUGGACUGUGGAGAACCUGUAGAUGCUCUGGGAGGUGCUAAUUUUGGACGAGGAUCAGGACCGAUCUAGAUGUAUACUGUGUUAUGUAUUGGAUCAGAAUCUACACUGAAGAACUGUGGGGCAUCAGGAUGGGGUAAACAUACCUGUGAUCAUAAUGGUGAUGCUGGAGUCAUCUGCUCAGAUCAUAAACAACCCAGACUUACCAAAGGACUUCACUUGUGUGCUGGGAGGUUAGAGAUCCUUCAAAUAAACAUGUGGGUUUCAGUGUGUGCUGCUGCCUUUGACCAGCAGGAUGCAGAGGUUGUGUGUAGAGAGCUGGACUGUGGGGCUCCUGUACAGGUGCUGGGAGAAGAUGCUUUUGGAAAAGGAGAUGCUCAGAUGUGGACACAAGAGAUUCAGUCUAGAGGAAAUUAAUCUUAUAUAUCUUUCUGUCCAACAUCAUCUUCUCUCAAACAAGACUGUAUCCAUCAAAACGGCAUUGGACUGUUAUGUUCUGGUUAUACUGACCUCAGACUGGUCAAUGUUUCCUGACAUCUGUUCUGGUCGAGUUGAGCAUCAGUACUUCAGUAAAUGGGGCACAGUGUGUGAUGCAUGCUGGGAUAUGAGAGCUGCCAGUGUCCUCUGUAGACAGCUGAAUUGUGGGAUUGCUGUGUCUGUUGUGGGAUCAGACUGGUUUGGAGAGGGAAGUGGUGAAAUCUGGGCUGAUGUGUUUGAUUGUGACGGGAAUGAAACAAAACUCUCAGAAUGUUCCAUCUCUUCAUGGAGUCGAGCUGAAUGUUCUCAUAGACGAGAUGUUGGAGUCAUCUGCUCUAAUUCCUCUCUGGCUGUUCAUGAUGGUCUGGUGUGGUUGUCUGGAGAGAGACAGUGUGAGGGGGAGGUGGAAGUUUCCAUCCAUCAGGUCUGGAGGAGAGUUCUGCUGGACUCCUGGAGUCUCACUGAAUCCUCUGUGGUCUGCAGACAGCUGGGCUGUGGCUCUGUGCUGAACUUCUUCGGCUCCUCUUCAUCCAGUCCUGAACACAGUCAUGAGUGUGUGACGGGCUUCCAGUGCUCUGGGAGUGAAGCUCAUCUGGGGAACUGCAGCUCUCCACAAACUCUCAACUGCAGCUCCACACAACAGCUGUCAAUCACCUGCCUUGGUCGCGGGUCCAUCAGGCUGGUGGGUUCUGGGGGAGACUGUGCAGGGAGGCUGGAGGUUUUUCACAGCGGCUCAUGGGGGACAGUGUGUGAUGACUCCUGGGAUAUUAAAGAUGCCCAUGUGGUGUGCAGACAGCUGCAGUGUGGAGUGGCCCUCAGUAACCAGCAGGUACCAGCCUGGUUUGGUCCUGGUUCUGGACCCAUAUGGCUGGAUGAGGUGGAGUGUGAGGGAAAUGAGAUGUCCCUGUGGAGCUGCUCUUCUCCAGGCUGGGGAAAACAUGACUGUCAACACAAGGAGGAUGUACUGUAG